AUGAAAAUGAGUGAAUGUUUGGUCGGAGAGAAGGUUGUUCUUGUGCCAUACUUGAAAGAACAUGUCCCCAAGUAUCAUGAAUGGAUGCAAAAUUCAUACAUUCAAGAAAUGACUGAAUCCGAACCACUGACAUUGGAAGAAGAAUAUGAAAUGCAAAAGGAAUGGACAAGAGAUGCGCGCAAGUGUACCUUUAUUGUUAUUGAGAAGAGUUUAAAUCCAUAUUUUAAUCACCACCACCACCACCACCACCACCACAUUGACCACCACCACCACCACCACCACCACUUGCAAGUUACACAUCAAUGUAACACCAUCAAUACUGAAAGUAGUAGUAAUAAUAAUAAUACACACACUUCUCAUCAUCAACACGUCGACGAUGACUUUACUCCAUUCCUCACGAAUGGCAUGUGUGGAGAUGUCAAUUUAUUUUUACAUGAAUAUUUUGAACCUGAGGAACAUCGUGCUGAAAUUGAAGUCAUGAUUGCUGAAGAAUCUGCACGAAGAAAAGGAAUUGCCACUGAAGCUGUUCAACUCAUGAUGGAGUUUGGUCAUUCUCAAUUACAAUUACAAAUAUUUGAAGCUAAAAUAUUAGAGACUAAUCUUGCAUCGAUUCAUUUAUUUGAAAAUCGAUUGAAAUUUAAAAAAGUGAAAUAUCAACAAGUAUUUCAAGAAUUUGUCUUUGAAUAUCAUUAUCAAAGAAGAGAAGAAAAGAGUACUACUAUGAAUAAUACGAAUAAUAAUCAUAAUACUAGUCAUGAUGAUGAAGAGAAUGGACAUGAAAAUACUACUAGUAGUACAACAACAAGAUCUUUUAUUCAACAACGCAUUCCAUUAUGA
Molecule: messenger RNA, 837 nt
Organism: Naegleria fowleri
Lineage: Eukaryota; Heterolobosea; Eutetramitea; Acrasida; Naegleriidae
Exons: 2
Coding region: 1-837 (278 amino acids)
Biological process (GO): protein acetylation
Molecular function (GO): N-acetyltransferase activity
Source: RefSeq, a predicted model, not a curated record